Messenger RNA from Fusarium vanettenii 77-13-4, 1500 nucleotides. RefSeq lists its product as uncharacterized. The transcript has 6 exons. Bases 1 to 1500 code for a protein of 499 amino acids. NCBI's taxonomy places the organism in Eukaryota, Fungi, Ascomycota, Sordariomycetes, Hypocreales, Nectriaceae. The record is from RefSeq and is a predicted model, not a curated record.
AUGGCGUCAUCGGCGACGGCUACUCCUGACGCUGACAAGAUUUACUACGCUGAUCUUGUGAGUUUUGCUCGCCUUCUCUACCAGCAGGCUGAGCAUGAUGAACAUUGCACUUGUUCCAAGGAAGAGAGUACUUCAGGCUGCACUAUCAAGGUGUCUUGGCUCCGGGACACCCUGCCUCAUCUGAAGGCCGGUUUCUCCGCGUACGCGGAGGCCUACAUCCGCGACCGUGCCCCCAUGAUACAGGUCGAUGAUACUACUAGGCGGUGCUCACAAGGCAAACGUACUCCAGGCUGCACUAUCAAAGUGACACAGCAUAAGGGGCUCACACCAGACCAGGUCUUCGACUUCAUCCGGCCCCUGAUAGCCUAUCUUUCCAAACCCGAAGAACCCGGCAUCUGCUACCAUGACCCUAUGGAACAGAGCGGGAACGUCGAAACGACCGGUCCUUUGACAUCGAGUGUGGCCCUUGGCGCUAUGUACGAGGCUGACGCGACGCCGGUCGACAUAACCAUUUCUGGUAUAAGCUCUGCGCCGUCCAGUCCGUCAACAACGAUGACUGAGUCGCAACCGCUAGACUCGCCAGGUUCGCCCGAGCCGCUCAAGCCGUUGCAGGACCUCGAUUUGCCGACAUUUCCGGGGCUGAACGAGAAAAUGGAAGCCAAUCCGCGGCCUAGUGCUUGUCAAGCCUUCAAGACAAUUUGGAGUUCAUACGAUGAGCUUGUAGGCGAAAAUGCAGAGACAGAUAGUGCUCAUCUGUCGACGUCGCCUCUUCCUCAGUUGCAUAGUCGCUUAGUCGAGGCGGAGGACGCACUUGCACAUCCAGAACACCAGACAACUUUGGCCGUUCUCGAAUAUCGCGUUGAUGAGGUCAUGCUGGCCAUGUGCUACAACGAGAAGAUCGAAAGGCGCGAAAGUCAAACACACACCGACGAAUGCGACCGUCUCCAAACUGAGACGGUACUCGAUGAGAUGAUACAAGAGGGCUUUCGUUCAAAGUCGUCCGACGAUCAUUUGAUCGACGCAGGUGAAUUCCCGAGAGAAAAGCUAUGCGAGUGGAUCGGUUUAGGCCAAUUCUUCUUGAAAUUGAUCGCGGAAUUCGGUUGGGGUGCGAUGAUAUAUCCGGGUCUCUGCAUUGAACAGGACGACUUGAAGGAGAUGGGGCAGGAGGAGCUUGAUAAGAUCAUGGAGUUCAUCCAGUAUCAUUACGGCACCACGGCUUGGAGGAAAGAGCUGCUUGACAUAUCCCCGACGAUCUUUACAUUGAUAAUGCAGGGGAUUCCCGAGGGCCAAACGCUGAGGAUUCUCACAGUGACAGAUGGGGGUAAGACCGAGCUGAUGGACUUGCCACUUAGCGAGUGGCUCCGCUUCAUUCCAAUCACUGAUGGAAAGCCAUCUCGGGCGCCCAAGAGCCGAUUUUCGCCACUGGAACAGAACAUACUGCGUCGAGUACCCUGCCCAGCCUCUACAAGCCCUGAGUUGGAAGGCCAAAACAAUAGUUGA